This is a messenger RNA of Lactuca sativa (garden lettuce), 858 nucleotides long. The record is from RefSeq and is a predicted model, not a curated record. Lineage: Eukaryota; Viridiplantae; Streptophyta; Magnoliopsida; Asterales; Asteraceae.
AAUUAUUAUAUAGCUAUAGUUGAAGACAUGGAUGUUAGAAUGUUGAUAAAUGUAAUCAAAUGUAGUGGAGGAAGGGCUGUGAAAGUGUUUGUGGUGGUUGAUGAAGUUGAGGAGGUUAAUGGGGGUGGUGAAAUUGGAAACCAGCUUGUUGGUAAUUUAUGCAGUUAUAAAGGGAGCAACAAUCCGAUAGGUACUUUCAAUACUCCUAGUGUACCUCAGUUUCACAGUGUUGCUGAAAAUGUUAAUGUUAUUUAUUCACCUGUUCACUAUGUGGAUCCUGAGAAUUACAAGCAUGUUGGUGAUGAUGAUGUUGGUACUUAUCUUGAUGAUGUGGGUGGUCGUUGUGAUGAUGUUGCCGAACAAGAAGUUAAAGUUAUAAGUAGGCGUGUGGUAGAUAAAACUAAAAAGAAAAAAAAUUCAAGUCAAAAAAAUGAAAAAAAUCAUGUUUGCGGGCAUUAUGUUGAUGUUGGUGAUGUAUGUUUAGAUAUAACCGAGCUACAAAGCAAUUCCGAUAGAGAUGAGUUGGGUGAUGAAGUUAAAGCUAAGUUUCCCGAUAACCUUUUUCACGGUAUGCCCCCUGUACCAGCAUGGCCAGUUGAUAUUAAUGAAGAUAUCCCAACACAGAUGGUAGACAUGAAUCUUCAAAAGAUUCAAUGUGAGAGUAUAUUUAAGAACAAAGAACUUUUAAAGCGGUGUAUUGGUAAAAAAUGUCUUCGAGAAGGUUUCCAGACGAGGACAAGUAGAUCCACCAAAUCAAGGCAUGGCGUGCGAAGCAAUAUGCAUUGUUGUCGUUAAGGGGUACGAAAGAGGAUUCUUUUACCAAACUUCCGGCGUAUUGUCACAACUUGGCCAAACAUA